AUGGCUUCGCCCUCAGCCACAGACUCUCCAGAAGAGGAGAGCACCGAUGUCCCCGAGGUGACGCAAGCAGAGACGAGAUCGGCCGUGUCGCGACUCCGGGCUAAGAACACAGCGCCCGGACCCGACGGAGUUCCUGGUCGAGCUCUCGUCCUGGCUCUGAAGGAGCCAGAGCCCCAGCUGAGGGGGCUCUUCACGGCAUGUCUCGAGCAGGGUCAAUUUCCCAGUGUGUGGAAGCAGGGGAGGCUGAUCCUGCUCAGGAAGGAGGGGCGCCCCGCGGACUCACCGUCCGCGUACCGGCCCAUAGUGCUGCUCGACGAGGCGGGCAAACUUUUUGAGCGUAUUAUCGCAGAUCGCCUCGUCAGCCACUUGUGCAGAGAGGGGCCGGACCUGGACGAGAACCAGUUUGGUUUUCGUCGCGGGCGCUCCACCAUAGACGCUAUUACGCGCGUGAGGGCCCUGACGGAGGAGACAAUAUCCCGGGGUGGGGUGGUGCUGGCGGUGUCUUUAGACAUCUCCAACGCCUUCAACACCCUACCCUGGAGUUGCAUUCGGGAGGCAAUGAAUUACCAUCGCGUGCCUCCCUACCUCCGCCGCACAAUAGGGGCUUACCUUGAGGAGAGAUGCGUUACGUAUCGGGGACGUGACGGCGCAGGUCGGUGCGUCAUGUCGUGUGGUGUCCCACAGGGAUCGGUCUUGGAACCGCUUCUGUGGAACAUCGGCUACGACUGGGUGCUGAGAGGUGAACUCCCAUCGGGCGCCGAAUUGACGUGUUAUGCGGACGACACGCUCGUCACUGCCCGGGGGAGCUCGCACAGGGAAGCAGCGUUGUUUGCCAUGGCUGCGGUGUCACAAGUUUACGCAGAAGAUUAUUACUACGCUCCAGGGAAUGUAACCCGUACAACGUUGUCCGGGAUACAAGCGUAUCGAUCGGCUUUGACCCUUGACUGGUUGGCGGCAGAGGACUCGAGGCAACGUGAACUAGUAGCGGCCUACGAGACCGAACCUUCCGCGCCAGCCAGAGUUAUAACAACCGAGUGUAUCAACUAUCCAAAACCGUCGUCGGGGAAGGUUGCUAAGUUAAUGUUGGAGCUGUUGAAGAACCUAGAAGGAGAUGACGGCAUACUAGUUCCCGAAUUAAUUCAAGCGCUCGUUCGAGCGAGGAUGAUAGUGGAAACCUCAAUGUUGGACGCAGAGCCUAACCUCGACUCAUUAGUUAAGACACCCACAAUGAUGAUGGGGGAACCACACAUCACGUUCCCCAGGAUCCUGGCCAUAGUGUGGAUGCUUGUUACUGAUACUACAGCGACACGAAGUAAUGGUUGGUGUCCUCUUCAAAAGGUAAACAAAUAUCUCAUUUCAACGAAGACUGCGGACAUUGCAGAGCACUUGCGCGUUUUAGAACCGGUGGUAGCUCGGGCUCGAUUUAUCAUGGAGGAGUUUAUUCAAAAUGUGACACCACUUAAUAUGUAUCAAAAGAAAACGAAAACAGCUAAGCCGAAGCGUACUUCCCAGCCUGAGAAUGUUGAUGCACUAGAGAAACUGCCUCGGUCGAGGGACAUGGAUAUGCUUCAGGACCACCAAGAACAGCAAGAUAACCUGACUUUGGAGUCAGAUUACUCCAGCACUCCUUUAUUGGAGCAGGUGCGGCAAGCGGAUACCCAAGGAGAAACGCAAGCCGUUGCGAAAAAAAGUAAUGCAGCGAAAUUGGCGGGAUUUUUUAAUGUUUUGACUAUUGCAUUUACUGUUUUAUAA
Molecule: messenger RNA, 1752 nt
Organism: Parnassius mnemosyne (clouded apollo)
Lineage: Eukaryota; Metazoa; Arthropoda; Insecta; Lepidoptera; Papilionidae
Source: the annotation of a GenBank genome assembly